This is a messenger RNA of Annulohypoxylon truncatum, 1958 nucleotides long. Its product is annotated as Tricarboxylate/iron carrier. Gene Ontology annotation, cellular component: mitochondrial inner membrane. The coding region runs from base 560 to 1582 and encodes 340 amino acids. Gene Ontology annotation, molecular function: monoatomic ion transmembrane transporter activity. Lineage: Eukaryota; Fungi; Ascomycota; Sordariomycetes; Xylariales; Hypoxylaceae. The record is from RefSeq and is a predicted model, not a curated record. Gene Ontology annotation, biological process: monoatomic ion transport; mitochondrial transmembrane transport. The transcript is spliced from 4 exons.
GAUUGCAGGUUCGAUCCCUGCUGUGCUCGCGUUUAAUUUUUGCCCGUUCUUUCCAAUCAAGCUAACCCUAAUCUCUUUAGGUGCCGUGGAAUUAUCAUAUUUGCAACAAGGCAAAAUAGGCACUGGCUUAAUUCAAUCCGUGUCAGAUUGCCAAUUCCAAUGUUUGAACAAUGUGAUAUCGCGAGGACUUUCCUUUUGUUACACACGCAAAGAUGCCCCCGCUUUAUUAUCUAAAGACCGAGAUCGGCACACUAAAAUUUCGCUUUUUGUGAUAUGGAGAGUCACCUUGCUAUCAACCACGCCCGAUUACAAAGAAUCAGACCUUGACACUCACCGUGGAGCAACGAUUCACGACGGGGACGGAAAAGAAGGCAUUGUACCCGCGAAUCUCUACAGUAAGCUUGACGGUGUGUCGCCUGGGUCCUGCCAAUAUUCCCGCUAAGUAGUCCGUCGUACUCCCAUGGGUUGGAUUUUGUAGCACCCCUCCGUCCACUCCUUUCAGUCUUCGCGGUUCGCGCUUGGUCGUAUAGUUGCGCGACAACUUGAGUAGUAAAUCCCCAUGUCUGCCUCUUUACCGGGAAACCGGGAGCCGCCCGAGUCACAAUAUGACUUGAGCACGUAUUGGGGUCGCGUCAAGCAGACUGCCACUAUCACGGAUCCAAGAACACUAUUCGCUGGAAAACAUGGACUCGAACAUGCCAAAAAGUUACUGGUGGCAUACAAACAAGGUGAAAUCAAGGACAUGACACCAGAGCUAUGGAAGGCUAAGAAGAUUGUCGACUCUACAUUGCAUCCCGAUACCGGAGAGCCAGUCCUUCUGCCUUUUCGCAUGUCAUGUUUCUGUCUAUCCAACUUGGUUGUCACUGUGGGAAUGCUUACACCCGGACUUCAGACCACCGGAACAGUCCUCUGGCAAAUCACGAACCAAUCCCUCAACGUCGCCAUCAACUACGCGAACGCGAACAAAUCCACGCCGCUGUCGUACUCGAAGAUCGCCCAGUCCUACUUCCUGGCCGUGGGCGCGUCGUGCUCGGUGGCGCUCGGCCUGAACGCCAUAGUGCCGCGGCUGAAGCGCGUGUCGCCGUCCGCGCGGCUCGUGCUCGGCCGGCUCGUCCCGUUCGCGGCCGUGGCGUCCGCGGGCGUGCUGAACGUGUUCCUCAUGCGCGGCGAGGAGAUGCGCACGGGCAUCGACGUGUUCCCCGUGCUGUCGGAGGCGGACAAGGCGCGGCUCGCGCGCGAGGGCAGGGCCGAGAGCGAGGUGCCUAGCCUGGGCAAGAGCCGGAAGGCGGCGACGCUCGCGGUCGCCGAGACGGCACUGAGCCGCGUCUUCAACUGCACGCCCAUCAUGGUCGUGCCGCCGCUGCUGCUCGUGCGCCUGCAGCGCACGCAGUGGUUGAGGAGGAAUCCCCGCUACACUAUGCCGAUUAAUGUUGGUCUUAUCCUCGGCAUGAGCUACCUCGCGCUGCCGUUCGCGCUGGCGGCGUUUCCGCAGAGGCAGAGGAUCGGCGCGGAGCGGUUGGAGGAGGAGUUCCAUGGCCGCGGGGGCGAGGGUGGGUUGGUGGUUUUUAAUCGUGGGAUUUAGUUAGGGACGUGGUGGGAUCGCGUCGGAAAAGAUGACACUCAGGUCAUCUUUACUGAGCUGAUUCUCCGCGGAUGCAUCAUUGGCGGCGUUGGUGGAUUAGAGUUUUCGUAGUUGGCAAUGCUAGGCGUUUAUUGAAGUGAAAAGAUUAUUAUGAGGAAAUUCACGAGUGAGUUCGCACAUGGUUUCAAUGGUCCGAGUUAAGGGGACACGGUUCUUAUGAGGAGUCAAAACGAGUAUCAUGCUGUGACAGGGCGAAAGAAGUCUUAGCUAUCUUCCGUUUCAUCAUCUGAUCAACUAGGGAGACAGAAGACGCAUGGAUACAUCUAUAAUUGACAGGAAUAUCAAAACUUAGUUAUAUAUAGUUGGUACCUACUUG